Molecule: messenger RNA, 1695 nt
Organism: Dioszegia hungarica
Lineage: Eukaryota; Fungi; Basidiomycota; Tremellomycetes; Tremellales; Bulleribasidiaceae
Exons: 2
Coding region: 1-1695 (564 amino acids)
Source: RefSeq, a predicted model, not a curated record
AUGACCAUCGACGGCGUAUCGGUCAACGAUGGGAGCGUCGAGACGCGUCGAUCUCCGUCCCUCGCGAUCAGCGCCAUCAGCGCUGGCGAGUCAAGCACUAGCGCGAUCAGCAAGGCUAAGGCUCCUCGAAAGCCCCGAGCGGCUGGCGCAGCUGCACUAAAGCCUCGAAAAAAGAACGAGCCGCUCCCGAUCGAGGUAGGGAAAGCUACUGGGUCCAACCCGCAAAAGAAACCCUCGGGAAGCCGGAAGGGCAAGGAGAAGGCGGAUCCGCUGCCCGAGGAGGUCUUCGAGGUGAAGGACGAGGAGGGAGAGGAUGAUGAUACCCCAGUAUUCGUCGGGCAGGCGAUGGCUAAGAAGCUGGCCGAGCGGUUCUCGUUCCAGCAGGAACCGCUCGGUACUAGUGUCUCAUCAGCGGACUCUUCGUCCGCAGAAGCGAAGGAGAAGUCAAAAUCCGCAAGGGGCCGUCCGAAAAAGGAGCAGAAGGGGACAGACGGGGGAGAUGGCGCGGUGACGGUGAAGACAAGCAAGGGGAAGGGGAAAAAGAAGGAGGCAGAUGGGGAAGGAGGGACACUGGUUCUGCAUCCGCCCAAGGACGCGGAGCCAGCGCCUGCUUGGCUUGGCGGAACAUAUCAUAUGCUCAAGGUCCUCGUAGACUGUCCCCUGUGCGCGACAAGGUGGAAGAAAACCGAGAGCGGGCCUGCACGAUGGCGCCAUAUCUCUUCCUGUCUGCCACCCCUCUUUCGACCUCCAAACCCUGCUCCAGAUCUGCAAAGACUGGUCAGCGACGCCCUCGAGGCGAUACAUGCUCAAGACGCCCCUUCGACCCUGCUUGAUAUUCACCUAGCUCGGGGUGAUGUCCAGGACCAACGGCCGCUGUCGCCCACCGAUGCGAAGACCGGGAAGGGGAAGGGACCCUCAACGAGGCAGUGGAUGAGAAUGACGCGCGUCCGAGCCGCGGCAGAGAGGGACGAAGGAUGGGAUGCAGAGGUGUCCGAGCGGGUGCGCGCCCUGACGGAAGCAAGCCCCACCAAGCGGCCCAAGCUUGAGCGCGGACCUAAGGGCGUCUCGGCGUCCCCAUCCAGCUCCCCUCCGCCAUCUUCCUACCCGUUGACACAGCCUCUCGGAGAGUCCUCUCUGGCGGCGCAGUACCUUCGUCGGCCAUCCACGCCUCCCGCACCGCCCGUACAACCUGCCCCUCCGACCCUAUCUCAGCUAUACCGAACGGCUCCCGUGCCUCCAGAAUCUACAGCCCAGCCAAACUCUUCUCCUCCUCACUCCCGAGUCAGGCCUGCUUCCCCUCGCCCUCAAUUCCAGAUAAGAUUCACUUCCCCUACUCUCCCUGCCGACCAUCUGUCGCCCGCUAGCGCGUCUCCCGCUUCGCGGAGUAACUCGGCGGCCAAAUCGCCCACGCCUCCACCACUUCCUCUCGAGUCUUCCCGUUCAGAUUCUCCCGAAGAAGCAAGCUUCCCCCUCCCUCCACCGAGUCAAAAGCGGACCGGCCGUUUCUGCCUCGAAGCCCUUUCCCCCUCCAGCCAGCGAGCUCUCGGUCUCGCCGAGCCCUUUCGAGGAAGGGGAAGCCCGCACGUCGACGGGGGCUUCUCCGGCAAACGCGGAUCGGCGGGGCUCGGGGAUGGCGGAGUGGGCGGAUCGCUCUGGGGGAGCAAGCGGAGCAGGGUCGAGGGGAUUGCCAGAUGA